Molecule: messenger RNA, 3809 nt
Organism: Cutaneotrichosporon oleaginosum
Lineage: Eukaryota; Fungi; Basidiomycota; Tremellomycetes; Trichosporonales; Trichosporonaceae
Biological process (GO): cytoskeleton organization
Cellular component (GO): cell division site; cytoplasmic side of plasma membrane; mitotic actomyosin contractile ring, proximal layer
Molecular function (GO): protein binding; phospholipid binding
Source: RefSeq, a predicted model, not a curated record
AUCACUCCUCGGUCCACGCCGUCAUCAUUCAUUCUCCUCCAUCCCAUCUCUAUCCCGUCCAUCUUGAGACUCCCACAUCCCGACUCUUUCUCUUAUUCUGCAGCAGCGGCAGGCGCUUGGACACACCCAAACCGCUUCACUCGCAGAUCCACAAUAUAUGCACAUUCCCGGCGCCAUGGCCGAGAGUCCUACUCCACCGGGACACGAGCGUUCACAAUCCGCCGCCUCCCUUUCUCGCUUCUACCAUGGGCAGAACGGCGAGGCUCACGAGGACGACCUCACCGACCCCUCGCUCGACUUCUGCAAUGCCUUCUGGGGGCCAGGCGACCGAGGCUAUGAGGUUAUUAUGACCCGUCUCCGCAGCGCCGCAAAGACAGUCGACGACCUCAAGGCAUUCUGGAAGGAGCGCGCAUCCAUCGAGGAAGACUACGCAAAGCGCCUUAGCAAGCUUGCCAAGAUGCCGCUGGGUAACAAUGAGAUCGGCGACCUGCAUCACGCCCUGCAGACCGUUCAGAUGGAGACGGCAGCGCAGGCUUCGUAUCACCUUCAGAUGAGCUCCGAGAUUCACACAGCCGUCGAGCAGCCCACCGCCGAGUUUGGUAACCGCCUUGCGACUCUCAAGAAGGGGCCGCAAGCCUCCAUCGAGAAGUCGUGGCGCAGCAAGGGCCUCCAGGAGGCUCAUGUCGCAAAGGCACGCGACCGGUACGAGAAGGACUGCCUCAAACUAAACUCGUACACGGCAAACAUGCAGCUCGUACAGGGCCGCGAGCGCGACGAGCUCGAGAGCAAGAUGGACAAGGUUCGUCGAAGCAUUCAGAGCGAGGAGCAGGACUUCCGCAAUUUUGUCAGAGUUCUAGAGGAAACAAGCGCAAAGUGGGAGACCGAGUGGCGCGGCUUUUGCGAUGUUGUGCAAGACCUCGAGGAGGACCGCCUCAGCAUGACCAAAGACGUCGUGUGGGCGUACGCCAACGCCGUGUCACAGGUUUGCGUCGAGGACGACAGCUCGUGCGAGCGUGUUCGUGAGAAGCUCGAGCAGUUUGAGCCCCCCAACGACAUGGUCUUUUUCGUCAAGGGUUGGGGGACAGGCGGCCGGAUCCCGGAUCCUCCGCGCUUCAUCAACUAUGGCCUCGGCGAUGCUCCCGCGCCGCCAGGCUUCCACCAUGCCCAGUUUCGCCGCCAGUCCGACAGGCCGCCGCUUCAGCCCGUGCCGAGGCAGGUUCCCGAGUCAGAGCCGCAGUCGGCUGUGAGCGGGGCGCCAACCUCAGCUGCACCUUCUUCCGCCAUCGAGACUGCUGUCAAGUCACCUGCGCCGGCUCCAGCUACCGCGCCGAUGCCCGAAGAGCUCAACGCACCCCGCUCCGGAAACCAGGGCCAAUACUCUCCGGAGCUUCCACCGGUUCCUCCGACCAAAGAAGACAAGUUCACGCCCCCAACCGUGCGCAGCUACCAGCUGACUGAUAACCCCACGCCCUCCUCGGCGCCCGCCAAGGACACUGGGUAUAGGCCGCCCUUCGGCAUGCCUCUUCCCGGCAUGGCCGCAGUCGGGGGGGCCGCGGCUGGCAUCGGUGCUGUAACUGGGGCUGCGGCGUUUAGUAGAAGCAACGAUACAGUCUCUCCCGCACCGUUCUCCGUCGAUUCAGCCAAGUCGGGAGGCCCGCCCAGCCCAAGUGCCCGAGAUGUGCAGGAUCAGGAGGACCCGAUGGCGCGAGCGUUGGCUGAGCUGCGCCACAACCCACCCGGGCCGAAUAACGUGCGCCGUGCGCCGUCGCAGCGGCGUGCCGAAUCAACCUACUCAGUCACCGGUCGCCCCGGGAGUGGCGUUGCAGGCAGCAGCGUGUCGCAGCAUCGCGCCCCCUCCCCUGCACCAAGUAACCACGGUCGUCAGCAGUCGUAUCAAGCUCCUGCCGGCAGCGCACAGGGUGGCAUGGGUAGCAGCGGCCUGAUCCCACCUCGGGAGGGCCACACUGCAGCCCAGCUCGCCAAGUCGAUGGCGGAGUUUGAGAACCGAUCCAUCAACCGCCAGAGCGUCAAUUAUAACAACUACGCGGACGAUGUGGUGGGGGCGCACCCGACAUCGCGCCCGACAUCGCCCGCGCCUAAUCGCGCCCCCUCUCCGGCGUUCAUGCAACCUCCGACCCAGCCCGCGACCCACAUCGCCGACGACGUCCUCCCACGCUACGGCCAAGCAUUCCCUGGCGAGCGUUCGCGCUCCCGCCCAGCAUCGGUGUACUCUUCCCACUCGCGUGCAAACUCUGUUGUGGGCGUUCCGCCGCCGGGCCAACAGGAGGACGCUGUGCCACGUGAAGCAUUCGCGGGCAUCGGCGCCGGGAACGCUGCGCGCAGCCCUUCUCCGCGCCCGCACAGCUUCCGUUCACCGUCGCCCGGCCCCGGCGCGAAUCCUCACAGCGCGUUGGGUCCUCCCAACCUCGGUAUUGCGCUCGACGCGAGCGGUAGCGUCGCCCAAGAUUCGAUGGCUGAGCAGUACCGUCAGAGGUACCAGCAGUCGCAGCGGUUGUCGCAACAGCCUCAGCAGCAACCGCAGCAGCAGCAGCAGCAACGCCAGACAUCUCUGGAGCAGCAGCAGUGGGGACAAGUGCCGAGCUUUGGCGCGCCUCAGACGCAGUCGCCACCGCCCGACAAGUCUUACCCGCCUCGCAUGUCGGGCUCGUUCGGUCACGUCGCACCGUCGCAGAGCACUGGCUCUAUCUCGCAGCAGGCGUACGCCGGCCUCCCCCAGCAGCAGCAGCCGCAGCCGCAGCAGUCACCAGAACCUCAGUAUGAGCUGCAACCCUUGGGUACAGCCCCGCCAUUGCGAGCGGAGCAGCUUUACGGUCAGCGGCAGUCGCAGUCUCAGUAUGACCAGUACGCCCAGCAACCGCCGACCCAGCCAGCUCCGCAGACCAUGCAACAGCAGCCGCAAUACAACCAGUACGGCCAGCAGCCAGUUCAGCAGCAGCAGACGGCCCAACAGCAGUCGCCCUACCCACAGCACUCGUACUCGGGGUCAAAUGCGUCGUAUAUGGGCUCCUACGGUGGUCGGCAGCAGCAGCAACAGCAGCCUCGGCAGGCUUCCCAGCAACAAAAUGGCUAUGACGGGGGAUACCGCGUCCCGUCGCCUCAGCCCCAGCCACAGCAGUACCGCGCGCCGUCUCCGCAGCCUCAGCAGUACCGGGCUCCUUCGCCGCAGCCACAAGCGCAACUCCAGCAACAGCCGCAGCAGCAGAUGUACCGUACGCCGUCGCCGCAGCCGGCGUACCAUCAGCAGUCCCAGCAGUCCCAGCAGCCCCAGCAGAUUCAGCAGCCCCAGCAGGCUCGGGGUACGCCGAGCCCGAUUCCAGCUCAGCCGCCUUCGAACCCCGCGCCAACGGGGCAGUGGGCGACGGACGGGCGGCCAAUCUUGUUCUAUGUGCGCGCGGUGUAUGGGUACCAGGCACAGAGCCCCGUCGAGUUUGACUUCCAAGCGGACGACAUUAUCGCUGUCACGAGCACGCCCGAGGACGGGUGGUGGUCCGGCGAGCUGCUGGACGAGUCGCGCCGCAUGCCGGGCCGCACCGACUUCCCCUCCAACUUUGUCGAGUUGUUCUAAUUUGCGAGCGGGGCAGCUAAAGUUUGGCGGCGAGUCACGUACCGAAGGGAGGAUAAUGGGAGAGAGAGAGACACGAAAGUAAAGCCAGUCAGAGAGACGAGCAACGUAGCGAGGGAGGCAGAGAGAUGGAGAGAGACGAAGACUUCCGGUUUAGAACGUUGUCUAGUUGUCCUAGAUGGUCUAGUCUUGUCGAGUGCAUGAAGGGGGGGCAAUACUGGGUCUG